GUUCAGAAGGGAGUAACCGCUCCCUGUGAUUCACCACUCUCACAUUUCACAAUUGUUUCUCACAUUCUUUCCUAGGCCUUUAAGCAUUUCUCCUUGUCAUAAAGAAUUCUUUGAGGGGCCAGCACUGUGGCAAAGCAGGUAAAGCCACCGCCUGCAGCGCCAGCAUCCCAUAUGGGCACCAGUUCUAGACCCAGCUGCUCCUCUUCUGAUCCAGCUCUCCGCUAUGGCCUGGGAAAGCAGUACAAGAUGGCCUGAGUGCUUGGGCCCCUGCACCCACAUGGGAGACCUGGAAGAAGCUCCUGGCUUCAGAUCGGCGCAGCUCCAGCCAUUGUGGCCAUUUGGGGAGUGAACCAGUGGAUGGAAGACCUCUCUCUCUCUCUCCCUCUCUCUCUGCCUCUGACUCUCUGUAACAACAAAUCUUUAAAACAAUUUUUUUCUUUGACCCUGCCAAGAUUCACCGUGAAGCUAGCCCAGCAGGCUUCCUCGGGUGCUGAGCACCUAGGCUGUGGUGGACACGCACAAGCAAUGCUGCGCGGGACAUCUCUGCACCCCAGGUGGCCGGAGCCUGGAGGAGGCGACUUCCGUGGUCUCGACAGGCACGGUGCUAGGGAAGGGGCUCUUGCGAGAGCAUGAGAGACAAGACGUGAUGCAGGGCGAGGCUCAGCAGGCCCGGGCGGCAGCGCCGAAACAGCUUCAGGGAGCCCUUGAGGAGAAAGAGGCCCCACGGUGAGGCGUAGCCACCGAGGAAGAGACGCAGCAGGCACGUGGCUGGCGGAAGACGUUGGAACUGUCGGAUCAGCGUCCCACAUCUGCGGAGGCUGCAGUCGGCGAGAAAGAGGCCCAACACUUGUCUUCCUCCGCUUGGCCGCUCCUAACCCGCUUGAAGCAGUGACGUCUGUUCACGUCACUCGUGCGGGUGCGCUUGCGAGCCCCUGCUGUAGGCAUCUGCACCUGCGGCCUGGAGGGCUGUCCGAGACUGAGCAGGGCCGACCCGCCCACAGCAGGCCUCAGCAGUUAACCCGACCUGGGCAGGCGCCAGCGUCUGUGGGGUUGCUGGAUCCUGCCCCUUCCUCAGCCCCCAGCAGAGAACAUCUGAGUUCGAAUCCAGAUAAGGGGCCUGCUUUACGUAGGCGCAGCCAUGGCCUGUCCCUGGAGGUUUCUGUUCAAGGCCAGAUCCCAGCAAUACGACCUGACAGAGGAAAAGGACAUCAACAACAACGUGGGCAAAGGCACCAGUGAGCUCUGCAGCCCAGCGACACAGGAUGACCCCAAGUGUCACAGCCUCAGCAAGCACCAAGAUGACUCCCCCCAGCCCCCGGCAGCGACAGCAAAGAAGUCUCCAGAAUCUCCUGGCAAGCAGGACGUGCCCCCAUCGGCCUGCCCACGGCACGUGAGAAUCAGAAACUGGGGCAGUGGGAUGACUCUGCAAGACACUCUGCACCUCAAGGCCAAAGAGGACUCCACUUGCAAGUCCCAUUAUUGCCAGGGGGCCGUCAUGAACCCCAAAGAGAUGAUCCGAGGGCCCCGGGACAGGCCCACCCCUGCGGAAGAGCUGCUCCCGCAAGCCAUCGAGUUUGUCAACCAGUACUACGGCUCCUUCAAAGAGGCAAAAAUAGAGGCACAUCUGGCCAGGGUGGAAGCGGUCACAAAGGAGAUAGAAACAACAGGAACCUACCAGCUCACGGGGGAUGAGCUCAUCUUCGCCACCAAGCAGGCCUGGCGCAACGCCCCUCGCUGCAUCGGCAGGAUCCAGUGGUCCAACCUGCAGGUCUUUGAUGCCCGGAGCUGCUCCACUGCACAGGAAAUGUUUGAACACAUCUGCAGGCAUCUGCGUUACGCCACCAACAACGGCAACAUCAGGUCCGCCAUCACCGUGUUCCCCCAGCGGAGUGACGGCAAGCACGACUUCCGAGUCUGGAACUCUCAGCUCAUCCGGUACGCGGGCUACCACAUGCCCGACGGCACCAUCCAAGGGGACCCAGCCAACACCGAGUUCACGCAGCUGUGCAUCGACCUGGGCUGGAAGCCCAAUUUCGGCCGCUUCGACGUGCUGCCUCUGGUCCUGCAGGCCGACGGCCGGGACCCCGAGCUCUUUGAAAUCCCCGCUGACAUUGUGCUCGAGGUGCCCAUGGAGCAUCCCAAGUACGAGUGGUUCCGGGAGCUGGAGCUGAAGUGGUACGCCCUGCCUGCCGUGGCCAACAUGCUGCUUGAGGCCGGCGGCCUCGAGUUUCCCGCGUGCCCCUUCAACGGCUGGUACAUGGGCACAGAGAUCGGAGUCCGGGACUUCUGUGACGUCCAGCGCUACAAUAUCCUGGAGGAGGUGGGCAGGAGGAUGGGACUGGAGACGCACAGGCUGGCGUCGCUGUGGAAAGAUCAGGCCGUCACAGAGAUCAACAUCGCCGUGCUCCACAGCUUCCAGAAGCGGAACGUGACCAUCAUGGACCACCACUCGGCGGCCGAGUCCUUCAUGAAGCACAUGCAGAACGAGUACCGCUCGCGCGGCGGCUGCCCGGCCGACUGGAUCUGGCUGGUCCCCCCGAUGUCCGGGAGCAUCACCCCCGUGUUCCACCAGGAGAUGCUCAACUACAUCCUGUCCCCUUUCUACUACUACCAGGUAGAGGCGUGGAAAACCCACGCGUGGCAGGACAUGAAGAAGAAGCCCCAGAGGAGAAGGCUGCAGUUCCGAGUCCUGGGGAGAACUGCCCUCUUUGCCUCUGUGCUGAUGCGCAAGACCUUGGCGGUCCGUGUCAGGGCCACCAUCCUCUUUGCCACGGAGACGGGAAAGUCGGAAGCGCUGGCCCGGGACCUGGGCGACUUGUUUGGCUGCGCCUUCAACCCCACGGUCCUUUGCAUGGAUGAAUACCAGCUGAGCAACCUGGAGCGGGAGCAGCUGCUGCUGGUGGUGACCAGCACGUUUGGCAAUGGAGACUCCCCCGGCAAUGGAGAGAAACUGAAGAGGUCCCUCUUCAUGCUGAAGGAGCUCACCAACAAGUUCAGGUACGCGGUCUUCGGCCUCGGCUCCAGCAUGUACCCUCAGUUCUGCGCCUUUGCCCGUGACAUUGACCAGAAGCUGUGCCACCUGGGGGCCUCCCAGCUCGCCCCGCUCGGCGAAGGGGAUGAGCUCAGUGGGCAGGAGGACGCCUUCCGCAGCUGGGCCGUGCAGACCUUCAAGGCAGCCUGUGAGACGUUUGGCAUCCGAGGCAAAGAACGCAUUCAGAUCCCCAAACUCUACACGUCCAGUGUGACCUGGGAGCCGCACCACUACAGGCUCGUGCAGGACUCCCAGCCUUUGGACCUGAACAGAGCCCUCAGCAGCCUGCACGCCAAGAAUGUGAUGACCAUGAAGCUCAAAUCUCUGCGGAAUCUACAGAGUCCAAGAUCCAGCCGAGCCACCGUCCUGGUGCAGCUGUCCUGCGAGGGCAGCCCUGGCCUGAGCUACCUGCCCGGAGAGCACCUCGGGGUUUGCCCCAGCAACCAGCCGGCCCUGGUCCAAGGCAUCUUGGAACGAGUAGUGGACUGUCCUGACCCCCACCAAACCGUGCAUCUGCAGAUCCUGGCUGAGAGCGGCAGCUACUGGGUCAGAGACAAGAGGCUGCCCCCCUGCUCACUCAGCCAAGCCCUCACCUACUUCCUGGACAUCACCACGCCCCCAACCCAGCUGCUGCUCCAGAAACUUUCCCGACUGGCCACGGAAGAGGCCGAGAGACAGCGGCUGGUGACCUUGUGCCAGCCCUCAGAGUACAACAAGUGGAAGCUCACCAACAGCCCCACGUUCCUGGAGGUGCUGGAGGAGUUCCCGUCGCUGCGGCUGUCUGCUGCCUUCCUGCUGUCCCAGCUGCCCAACCUGAAGCCCCGAUACUACUCGAUCAGCUCCUCCCAGGACCACACGCCCACGGAGGUCCACCUCACCGUGGCCGUGGUCACGUACCGCCCCCGAGGUGGCCAGGGACCCCUGCACCAUGGAGUCUGCAGCACGUGGCUCAGCAGCCUGAAGCCCCAAGACCCAGUGCCCUGCUUCGUGCGGAGUGCCAGCGGCUUCCAGCUCCCCGAGGACCCCUCCCAUCCCUGCAUCCUCAUUGGGCCCGGCACGGGCAUCGCCCCCUUCCGCAGUUUCUGGCAGCAGCGACUCCAUGACUCCGAGUACAAAGGGCUCCGGGGCGGCCGCAUGAUCCUGGUGUUCGGGUGCCGCCACCCAGACGAGGACCACCUGUACUGGGAGGAGUUGCUGGAGAUGAUGCAGAAGGGGGUGCUGAGCGGGGUGCACACGGCCUACUCGCGCCUGCCCGGCCAGCCCAAGGUGUACGUUCAAGACCUGCUGCGGCAGAAGCUGGCCGACGAGGUGCUGCGUGUCCUCCUGGAGGAGCCAGGCCACAUCUACGUGUGUGGGGGCGUGUGCAUGGCCCGGGACGUGGCCCUCGUCCUCAAGCAGCUGGUGGCUGCCAAGCUGAGCCUGAGCGAGGAGCAGGUGGAGGACUAUUUCUUCCUUCUCAAGAGCCGGAAGCGCUACCACGAAGAUAUCUUUGGCGCAGCAUUUCCCUACGAGGUGCAGAGGUCGGAGCAGCCCGGCGACACCGGGCUCUGACAGCCCACGGAGAAGCUAAAGGCACGGAAUCUGAGGAUGGAGCUGACUUCUGACUAUCCAGGUCGCGGGGCCUGGGCAGGAGGAGGAACGUGAUUAUCCCAAAGCCUCGAACAUCUCCUUUCUGCACUGCCAGGGUGCAGCCUGCACUGGGUGGAGCCUCUUCUCUCCCUGGAACCCACCUUCACAGGGGUCAGAGGAGCGGGGACCUCUCUGGUCCCUACACCAGGCCUGGCAAGUCAUUGCUCCGCUCUGAGUGACCACCAGGGGACGCUGUCCUGCAACUGUAUAUGACCGCCCUGUGUAUAGUUAUUUAUGCCUCUGUAUUUAAAAAAAAUACUCCAAUGUGUUCCCAAGGGCCUCUUGGGCCUUCCCUAUAUGUUUAUUUGAUAGAAAUAUUUAUAUGAAAUAUAUUUUAUUCCAACCACA
Messenger RNA from Oryctolagus cuniculus (rabbit), 5008 nucleotides. It is a transcript of the gene NOS2, whose product is annotated as nitric oxide synthase 2. Gene Ontology annotation, molecular function: nitric-oxide synthase activity; calmodulin binding; flavin adenine dinucleotide binding. The record is from RefSeq and is a predicted model, not a curated record. Gene Ontology annotation, biological process: nitric oxide biosynthetic process. NCBI's taxonomy places the organism in Eukaryota, Metazoa, Chordata, Mammalia, Lagomorpha, Leporidae.